This is a messenger RNA of Spodoptera litura, 422 nucleotides long. Its product is annotated as RWD domain-containing protein 1-like. The record is from RefSeq and is a predicted model, not a curated record. Lineage: Eukaryota; Metazoa; Arthropoda; Insecta; Lepidoptera; Noctuidae. Gene Ontology annotation, molecular function: protein binding.
ACAAUUGACAGUUUGACACCUUGACACCUUGUUUGACAAUGUGUAUGUGGGAACUGUGGAAUCGCAAGUAAAACGUGUGAAAUUAAAAAUAAAUCAUGGAUUACCAAUACGAGCAGGCGAGCGAGGUGGAAGCUUUAGACUCUAUUUAUUAUGGAGAUAUGCAAAUUAUUGAAACAAAACCCUUCCACAAGUUUAGUAUACCUAUCAAAUCGGAAGGGUUUGAUGAAGGAGAAGGGCUCGCGUGUCAACUAGUCUUUACAUACACAGCCAAGUACCCAGAUGAGGUACCCGUUAUUGAAAUAGAGGAUGAAGAAAACUUUGAUGAUGUAGUGGAUAAAGAUGAGCUGCUCUCACAUUUAACAGAACAGGUAAUGACUUCACUACUCUAUGUAAAACAUAGAAUAUAAAAAAUUUUCAUUGAA